Messenger RNA from Bombyx mandarina (wild silkworm), 2676 nucleotides. It is a transcript of the gene spz3, whose product is annotated as Spaetzle domain-containing protein 3. The record is from RefSeq and is a predicted model, not a curated record. NCBI's taxonomy places the organism in Eukaryota, Metazoa, Arthropoda, Insecta, Lepidoptera, Bombycidae. Gene Ontology annotation, molecular function: Toll binding; growth factor activity. Gene Ontology annotation, cellular component: extracellular region. Gene Ontology annotation, biological process: central nervous system formation; innate immune response.
UAGUGGUCGCGCGCGAGUACGGCGGCGUGUGCGCAUGUCAUGUCUUGCCGCCAUAACAAACAAAAUUAACCCGCCAUUAUUAAAAAAAGUUUUCAUGUGUUAUUGAAAUUGAAACGUGACAGUUAUAUUUUAUCUGUGGACUCUUGUUUCGUGUAAUCGUAGAACAAGACGGACGUCACGAGCGGAAAGUGUUAAAGCAGAGUGUAUGUGGCAUCGGUGCGAUUUAAAAAGUUGUACCAUGAAAACCCGUUCGGUGUAGACGAUCCCACGCCACUCGGUGUUAUGCAAGCGACUUUAAUCAUCUUGCCUGUCGUAUUGACAUAGAGCGUUGACAUUUCGUUCCAAUGCCGAGCGUAUAGGCAAUGGCUUUGGUAAAUUUUACGCUCACCGCACCCGAGGCGGUGGCGCCAGUGCUUGAUGCAACGUCACCAUCACCACUGCGCGUUGACCUCGACGACCUGCUCUACUCUCCGGAGGGCCAACAGCCAGACUACGUAGCACAGGAAGGAAGCAAUGAACCCUUCAGUCCCCCUUCGAAUCAAAAACGAUCUAAGAUUAGAAAACGGGCAGGCUCUACAUAUCUGCCACCGCCAAAUCAAUACACACGCUACCCUAGCAUGCCUCAUAAUCCUUACGGCGCGCAGAUGCACACACAGUUAUACCAACAGAAUUCGAGGCUAGAUAUACAAAUAGACCAUCAACGAGUACAAGAAGUGAAUACACAGUUUGAUAAUACUGGCCAAUAUGUUCACGAUCCCACAGGGGAUUAUGACUAUGAACAGCGAAGAUUAGGUCAGAACGGUCAACCUCCCGCAUACAAUCCUGGAUACGCGGAAGGCUUCAGUCCGGCUUCGACGCCGAGCUCUUCUAGUCGUAAGUUCGAUGGGAAUUCGAAUCAGAACGUGCACAAUUUCAACUUUUUAAACAGACCAGUUUCGACUCAUUCUCCUAAUGAAGUAAAGAAUAUUGGUGUUAGCACGAGCGGACAGCCUCCCACAGAUCGACCGCGCGGCUUCACCAAAGUGGAACAAGGAAGUCCGGGAGGCAAAACACAGCUCCACGCGGUACUAGACUAUGACGACGACGAUGAAUAUUAUGAUGAUCUCUCCGGAGCAGGUCAACCUGCUGUGACGCCGCUGCAAGGUCCGAUACUUCUACGAAACGGAUCAGUGCCGGUCGUUCCUUUAACCUCCUAUAAGACAGUCAACAAUGGAUCCUUCUACCAAAUACCGAUUUUAUGGACAGCACUAUCUUUAGCUCUCGGAUACGAGCUCCAGGGUCAAAUAAUCAGAGGUGUGCCGUGCGUUAAGAGAAACUACCAGUUGUAUUGCCCAACGGCUGGAAACUCAUAUCCUUUGGAACAAAUCGAAACCUUCAUAGACGAGAACAAAGCGUUGAUAAAACGGAUGUACGGUUCGUUUUCAACGCCGCCCGGCAGCCGAGUGAAGAGGGCCCCCGGAGUUCCGGACAUGCAUGACGCAUCUGGGGAUUCGUACUUCCGUCACGCAAGACAGGCCUCUAACACGCAACUGCCUGACGCGCAGGCCGUCAACAGUACCGGCAGGGUGGAUGCGUGCGAGAGCAAAACGGAAAUCAUGACACCAUACUGGGCCCUCAACUCGGCAAGGAAACUCCGUGCUAUUGUGAACACUAUGCACUUUGAACAGGCCAUACAUCAGGAAACUUGCAGCAAAACCACGACCGGCCGUUGCAACAGAGACUGUGGUUGCGAGCAAAAAUACAAAUGGCACCGGCUGCUCGCCUACGAUCCGUCAGACGACUGCGCCGGUAUCUUCAUGGACUGGUUCCUAUUUCCGUCCUGCUGCGUUUGCAGGUGUAAGCCUUGAUAAUUUUUGUUCCAUCCUCAACUAUAUAGAAUUUCACUGGGAGUUAUUGUAGAAUUAUUAGAUGUAGAAUUUGAGAGUACGUACUCGUUCAUUGACCUCGUUUACAGACGUGACCACAAAACUGUAAAAUAUCCGAAACCUCGGAUUCAACCGUAAAAGUACUUGCAAUUAAGCCUACGACUCGCGAAAAUCGAAUAUCAAAUCAGUACCAAAACUUGUUGGAGGCCAAAAGUUAAUUCGGCUAACAUUAUUUUAUUAAAUUAAUGUUAUUUAAAAACUCACUUAAACUCACUUCACUCUCCGCAAAUCAAAGCAUUCACAAAAAACUCCCAAAUGAAAAGUGAAAUUAACGUAUUAAUUUAUCAUUAUUUUGUAUUAGCGAGCAAAAUCAAGCUCGUACAUUUAGAAGCUAUUUCUUUUUAAUUAUUAUUCUAAAGUCAGAUUAUUAUGUCGUUUCAUUCUAUUAGAUUUAUAUAGAACACUGCCAUUGUAUUGUUACGAACAAGGAACAUCUAUCUAUUUAUAAGCUAGUUAAGGUUCAUAAAAUCGUCUUUUUAAUCAAUGUAUUUCAUAUGUUCGAAUUUUAAUCAUAAACUAAAAUGUACUUAAGCAAAUUUUGAGUAAUUUAACGUUAUGAAAAAGAAAAAUCUAGUGUCUGAGUCAAUUCGUAUUUAAUUAUUUUUUUGUAUAGUUUAAUUAAUAAUUGUUUAAUGUUUUCGUAAUAGAACGAUGUUAAUGUAAUACCAGAUUUGUAAUUUUCAUUCCCUUGACGGAAUAUAUUCUUAAUUCAACUGUGUCGAUACUCAAAUAAGUAUUUCUCGAUAUUAAA